AUGGACCGGAAAGUCGCGGCGUCGGAACAGCUGGAGGAGGCCAGCGGUGUGAGUGUCAUCGCCAUGCCGGCAUCCAUCAGUUCAUUGACCGAGGCCGAUCGUCAGGUCCUCGGUCGCAAGGCCACCACCAAGAUGGAUAUUGUCAUCAUGCCCGUUCUCGUCAUCAUGUACAUCCUCAAUUACCUGGACCGUCAGAAUAUUGCCAGCGCCAAGCUGGCAGAUAUCGAAGGGGACUUGGGCCUGACAGAUGUUCAGUACCAGACAUCCGUCAGCAUCCUCUUCUGUGGCUACAUCCUUAUGCAGGUUCCCUCCAACAUGAUUGCCGGCCGUAUCUCAUGGCCUGGUACAUACAUCUGCCUCGGCAUGGCUGCCUGGGGCGUCAUUUCGGCCUGCAUGGCAGCUGUCCACAACUUUGCCGGACUCCUGGUUGCCCGCGUCCUGCUUGGAAUCGUUGAAGCCGUAUUCUUCCCCGGAGCGCUGUACUUCCUGUCCAUGUUUUACACACGCAAGCAGUUUGCGUUCCGCACCGCGAUCCUGUACAGUGGGUCGCAGCUGGGAAAUGCCUUCGGUGGUCUUUUUGCUGUUGCGAUCCUGAACCUGGAUGAUGUCCAUGGCAUAGAAGGCUGGCGAUGGCUAUUCCUCAUCGAGGGCGUUGCCACUGUUGGCCUUGCGUUGCUGUUUGCGCUCGUCCUACCGAAUUCCAACAAGAAGAUACUGGGCCUCUCAACGAUCGAGUGUGAAUGGAUCCAGUGGAACUUCUCCCUGGACCAGGGCCAGGCUGACGACUCGCAAGAGAUCACUGCGUACCAGGGAUUUGUCAUGGCCGUGAAAGAUGUCAAGACCUGGCUGUUGCUGGGUGUGCUGUACUGCACGUAUAUCGUCGGAGCAGUCGUCAACUUCUUCCCCAGCGUCGUCGGUGGCCUCGGCUAUGACCGCACCAGAACCUAUCUCCUGACCGCGCCCCCCUUCAUCCUCUGCGUCAUCUGCAUGCUCGUAAACGGCUUUCACUCCGAUCGGGUACAAGAGCGUUUUUGGCACAUAUCCGUCACUCUGGUCGUCACUCUCGUGGCCAACAUCAUCGCCGUCUCGACCGUCAACGUUGCGGCCCGCUACACUGCCAUGAUGCUGCUUCCCGGUUCAUUCUAUGCGUCUGCUGUCGUCACGCUGUCUUGGAUCACCGGAACUCUGAACCAGCCAGCAGCCAAACGAGCCAAUGCUAUUGCUCUUAUCAAUGCAUUGGCCAAUACUCCAAAUAUCUGGUGUAGUUACCUGUACUAUAGCUCUCCGCGCUAUCUGACAGCCUUCAUCGUUAACGUUGCCGCAACCGGGCUGGCUAUCGGGUUCGCAGCGGCCACUAGAAUACACCUGCGCCGUGAGAACUCCAAACUGGAGCGUGGGGAGGAUGCUGGGACAAGUGGCCCUAGCGAGUCUCAGAUUGCUUUUGGGUUCCGGUAUCGCCUAUGA
Messenger RNA from Geosmithia morbida, 1464 nucleotides. RefSeq names its product Nicotinamide mononucleotide permease. Gene Ontology annotation, cellular component: membrane. Gene Ontology annotation, molecular function: transmembrane transporter activity. Bases 1 to 1464 code for a protein of 487 amino acids. The transcript is spliced from 4 exons. NCBI's taxonomy places the organism in Eukaryota, Fungi, Ascomycota, Sordariomycetes, Hypocreales, Bionectriaceae. Gene Ontology annotation, biological process: transmembrane transport. The record is from RefSeq and is a predicted model, not a curated record.